Molecule: messenger RNA, 5950 nt
Organism: Biomphalaria glabrata
Lineage: Eukaryota; Metazoa; Mollusca; Gastropoda; Planorbidae
Product: soluble calcium-activated nucleotidase 1-like
Exons: 3
Coding region: 141-1403 (420 amino acids)
Biological process (GO): proteoglycan biosynthetic process
Molecular function (GO): UDP phosphatase activity; GDP phosphatase activity; calcium ion binding
Source: RefSeq, a predicted model, not a curated record
UUGACGUGUUGACUAUUAGAUCUCUAUUGGAUCUAGACUAGCACACACAUUUACUGCUGUCCUAUCAAAACAAAAACAAAAAAAACAUGGCGAUAUGCAUGAAUCCAAAUGUAAAUAAGACACGUUGACACAUUUUGUUCAUGUUACCAAUUAGAACUCGCUAUGAGUAUGAUUGGCAAUCUUUAUUUUAUACACCCAUGAGUCUUCCAGUGGACGACGACGACAUCAAUAUGUUGUCUUCACCAUAUCCAUCCAGUGUUCAUGAAUGGACAAAAGCCAUUCGCCGACCGACAUCCUAUCGCGUUGGGAAUGCCAGGUUUCAUUUAAAACCUCGUAUCGUUAUAUACGCCGUAUUAUUUUCUAUAUCUAUCCUUGUUUUGUUGAUUGUGUUCAUGCCAAAGUCACAUGGAUAUCACUGCAAUUCUGAGCAGUUCGAGCGUUCUAUUGCUAAGCAUUAUAAUCCCACUUAUCCUUUCACGAAUCCAUCUAGAACUUCAUUGGGUACUGUAUAUCAAAUAGGAUUGAUUACAGACCUUGACACAAACUCAAAAAGUAAAGAGAAAAAAUCUACGUGGUUUAGCUAUUAUCGCUUGGGCAAUCUAACAUUAUCAGAGAAAAAAGAUUCAGUUAAAGUAAAACUCUUUCAACCUAAUGUUCUUCUUUCAAGUAUAGCUGCUGGUGAUAGAGGAAUGGAAUUAUCAGAACUAGUGAUAUUCAAUGGAAAAUUAUACACAUUUGAUGACAGAACUGGUAUUAUUUAUGAAAUAAACAAUAAUAAUGUGCUUCCAUGGGUGAUUUUGAAUGAUGGUGAUGGUAGAACUAAUAAAGGUUUUAAAUGUGAAUGGGCAACAGUGAAAGAUCAGCGAUUGUAUGUUGGAGGUCUGGGGAAGGAAUGGACAACCGAACAAGGGGAAGUGGUUAAUUUAAACCCACAAUGGGUGAAAUCAGUCGGACCUGAUGGGGAUGUUCAGCAUCUUGAUUGGCAUGAUAAAUACAAUGCUCUAAGAGAAAAGACUGGAACUCUUCCACCAGGCUACAUUAUUCAUGAAUCAGGAGUUUGGAGUGAUGUACACAAAAAGUGGUUUUUUCUCCCUCGUCGAGCUAGUACAGAAACCUAUGAUGAGGUCAAAGAUGAGCGAAGAGCAACAAACCUUUUGUUUAUUGUGGAUGAAGAUUUCAAAAACAUUGAAGUUCGGCAGAUCGGUAAAAUAAAUCCGACCCAUGGGUUUUCAUCUUUCAAGUUUAUUCCUGCGACAGAUGACAAUAUUAUAGUGGCUUUAAAAAGUGAAGAAGAUAAUGGUAGGAUUGCAUCAUACUUGUUAGCCUUUGAUUUAAAUGGAAAUAUUUUAAUGCCAGAGUUCAAAAUAGGAGAUGUAAAAUAUGAAGGCAUAGAAUUUGUAUGAAUUUUUUUUUUUAGUUUCAUUAUUUUAUUAGUGUAUCCUUUUUUGGAUAAUAAUAUUUAUAUUAUUAAUGCUUUCAGAUAUUUUAUAGUAACUAUGAAUGUGUGAAAAUGUUCCCAUUGAAACUGAUACAUAUUGCUUCAGAGAAUAUUACAUAGCUUGUUUUUCUUUAUAUAAAAUCAAAGGCCUCUUUUUUUUUUCAUGUUUAACCUAUUAAAUCAAAUCUUUUGCACUUAUCACAUAAAAAUAAAUAAUAUCUAAAGAGACUUAUCACUUUAAGUUUUGUCGUGUAAUUGAUUUACAAUUUUCUAUUAUAAUUAAGGAAAUUAAAAUACUUCAUAUAAAUAUUUUUUAAGAGAUAAAAUACAAGCCACAAAAAUGAUUUUACAGAUUAUUUAUUAAGUAAGUAUAUUGAUCUUGUUUAGCAUCCCUAUGUAGAUAAUGUUAUCUCUUAAAGCAAUGAGAUCUAGCAUCAUAUUGGUCAAGCUUUUACUUCCAUUUGAUAUGUGAUGAAAAACGUCGACAUUUUGAUUCACUGUUAACAAUGUAGGUCUGGCUUCAUUAUUGUGUACAUUUUCUAUUCACUUGAUACAUUUUUUUUUUGUAUGCUGUAUAAUGUUAUGUAGUUGUUUUGUUGUUUUUUUUCUCAAAGUAAUAACUAAAUUGUAACAGUCUGAAGUGGACCUCUAUAGUUGUAUUCUUAAACCAUUCUAUGAUAGGACUUACACAAACAAAGUUGACAUGUUGUUGGUGUGCAUUUUUUAUUUUGUAAUGGAGUUUGAAAUUUCAGGUGAUGAAUAAACAUGACAUGUAAUCAUGUAACAUAUAAUUGCUGCACUAAGGUACAAAGGUUAUUGAGGCAAGGUGAAGAAAAUAUGGUGAAACAUAGAUAAGCUCUGUGAGGGGCUCAAACCGUGGAUGUCCGGGCCGGCCCCAUAACUUAGCAGCUACCAUCUGCUAGUCUAACAUCUGUUUAUUAAUUUUUUUAUUUGGAAAUUGUGUCUUUCUUAAAUCAUAAGAUAGAAGUGAAACUUUUAUGAUGAUAUCUAAUGCUUGUUGAAAUGUUCUUACAGUGGUUGAAAGAAGUUUUCUUUAUCUUUGUUUUUUUAUUUUAAUUUUUUUUUUUUUUUUUUAACUGUAAUUAAGGAAAUCUAUCAACAUUUUUUUUUAUGUUAUUUUAUAUUACAUGUUCCUUGAAGUACCAUUAUCUGACAAUGUGCAUAAAAUGUUGGCAUAAUUAGAUUCUAACUCAAUGUAUACAUAUGUUCUGAAAGUCUAUAUCAACUAUUGUAUACAAGUGCAUCUUUCCAGGAACAAAACUCUUAACCUCUUGAAACCAAUGCUUUUCCAGCUAGUCUCAUACACUUUGUAGGAAUCAUCUUUGAAAUUAUAUUCUGCCCCUUUCAGUCUUUUUCCAUUGUUUUAGACCAGUGGUGCUCAACCUUAUUUGGUCGGCAGGCCAUUUUAAUUUCCGACAGUUGUGUCGCGGGCCACAUCAACAAAAGAAAACAAACAUACAAACAAAAAAAAAACAGGAAAUAGACAAUAAACCAUUUUAAUUAGAAACCAUUGAAUCUAGUACUUCAUUGAUUUAGAAAAUUCAUCGUAAACCAACUUUUAAAUAUCCGGCUGCAUAGAUGAGACGCCAAGUCUGAGCACUGAAUCUAGAAUUCUAUAUGUUCUUUCGUGAGACUAUUAUGUAAUAUGGGUGUCACCCGAUUCAUCACUGAAAAGGUUUGUUCUCACAAAUAAGUAAUUUUUGUUAUCAUAGCUAACUCGUGUUUUCAUAGAUUUGGAAAUGUUUCUGCAAGCCACACACAGUAAAAAUCCAUUAUCUGAAUCAUUUUGAAAUUUGUCAAGCAGAUAUGUUUAGCUUUGUAAGUCAACCAGUUCAAGUUGCAGCUCUGUCUGGUUACUUAACACAUUGGACGCAGAUGAAUUUUCGAAACCACGAACUUUGUUCAAACUGAACACCAUCACAUGGUCCAGUCUGAACACGAUCAUCAUCACCAUACUUGUUGCACCUUCAGUAGUCACUCUCACUAAUUUCUCCCAAGCAAAAGAAAGGUCCUCUGUGAUGGUUGAAAAUUUUUUGACAGGAAUUUGCUAGUGGUUGUCCCAUGCAUGCUCCUCAUAGCUACUAACUUCUCUGAUUUCAAAACUGUUUACCGCGAAUAAAUACCAAGAUAUUGAGCGGUUUCAGAUAUGUUCAUAAACUCGGCAGCGGCAAUAGAAAACAUUUUGAAAUCUUGUUUGUCUUUUACAUUUGAAUGGAGGAAGAUGUCUACCCUUUCUCUCGCUUUGUAUUAUUAAGAGAAAGGUUGACAACGUCAACAGGAUUCUUCUUUUCACUAGGCCUACACAGUUCUUCCAUCUCUGCUAGCAAACACUUUUUAUGCAUUCGCCGUAGGAAAAUGGUUCUUUGUGGUAAAUGUUCUCAUCAAUCUUCCUUUUUAGGCGAAAUCUAGCAAUCGCAUCUAAAAACAUAAAUGCCAAUUCAUUUAUUUAUGUGUUUGGUUUCAUAAAGCUGUUUGUGUCCUUUAAAAGAGCCACUCUAUCUUUAUUAUUCUUUAUAAAACAAAAUAUGGUGGCUUAUUAUCGGCACCAAUCCAUUUACCCUAACAUAGAGAAAGAUUUUUUUUUCAAACUUUUUUUUUUAGGAGAGGGGAUUUUCUACACUUUUUGCCAACGUUUCGGAGGGCCGGAUGGAGCCACUUCGCGGGCCGUACUUUGGGCAUCACUGUUUUAGACACUUCCUCUUCAUUCAGUUUCUUUACAGUGUUACAAAAGUCUAUUGUCUGUUUUAAUGUAUCUACAGUAUUACAAAAUGCUGCUGUCUCUUUUAGUUUCUUUACAGUGCUACAAAAUGCUACUGUCUCAUUUAGUUUCUUUACAGUGUUAUAAUUAUAUGUUCUUACUGGUUGAGAAUACAAUGCAUUUUGACCACUAUUGUUUGUUCAACAAAGUAAACAGCACUUGACUAAAUAUUUUUGUUUAAAUAAAUCUGAAACUGACUUAAGUGCGGUUUGCACGCUGGACUGUUGUUUGGAUUUAUCUAUGGUCCCGGGUUCAAACCCUGCCCGCUCCCAUCCCCCGUCGUCCUGCAUUAGGUUUGGACUUGGAAGUAAAUUAUCUUCAACUCUGAAGGAACAUCCGAAGCAUGUAAAACAUUUUUACAAAAAACACCUGAAUUUGUUUUUCAUAAUUAUAUUAUUCUGACAAUUUAUUUAUUUAUGAAUUAUGUAUGAAAAGGUACCAGCUUUUAGAUGCCUGAUAAACUGUAAAGUGCUCAAUUGCUUAAAAGUACCCCUUUCAGAUCUUGUGAUCUACGGUGCAGAUUGGUUUCUGUGGUCCACGGUUAAUGAGGGUGUCAUGUGGCCAGCACAACAACUAACCGCCUCAAUAGCUUCUCUUGCUAAUCUUCAUGCAGACUUGUUUCUCAUUCUUCCUUAUCUAAUCCAGAUUCCUAAACAAUUCUGCAGUGAUUAGUUGGCAUGGAUUUUAAAAAUAUAUUUUAUGGGCAUGUUUAGUUGUGUACUUUAAGAGAAAUAUUUUUACAUGCAGAUUUAGGAUUUAUUAACACUCAUCAUGUUUUAUUGUUUAUUAUGAUUUCUGUGUUCUAGGAUUUGGGUUGGCUGCCUGGUUCAAAUCUUGCCCGCUCCCAUCCCCCGUCGUUUGGACUAGGAAGAACACUAUCUUUAACUCUAACAUCUGAAACAUGUAAAACAUUUUACAAAUAUUUUAACCAUGAUGUGAUUGGGCUCAUUGAUGUCAAGUCUGUGACCAUUAGGGCCUACAAUGGCCCUUGAAAAAAAAGAGAGAAAAGUAUCAAAUUUAUAUUAUGUGUUACUUGUUAGAAGUCAUUACUUUUAAAAGAUAGUACCUUCAUCAGAAUGCCUUUUUGUGCUGAUACAUACAGGAUGGCUCAAUUUUUUUUUUGUUACACUUAAACCUAUGGUUUACCAUAUUCUCGAGCCCAGACCCAUGCAUACAUUGCUAUUUUACUACUAGGAUCAUUAUACAUUAUACAAGUCUAGACCCAAACAACAUGAAAGUCCCAUGCAGAUACAGUAUUGCUAUGUUUUUCAAAGCUGGCUCAUGAUAUAAUGUGUGACAAUUUGUAUGAGUCAGAAUUUGUGUAAAUGUGAUAAGUCAUGUAGACAGUAAAUCAAGUAUAUGUGUUAUAGAAACUUUUUUUUGAGAUGUUGAGUUUAAUGUAUAAAAAAAAAAGAACUCUGUGAUCUUGCUGGCUUGGUGUAUAAUGUAAUCAUUGGAGCUAUUCUUUGGAAGAUGUGUACCUGUCCAGCGCAGUUUACCAAACUCAUAUUUAAUUUAUUGUUUCUCAUGACAUAGUCGUUCAUCUUGUACAUACAGCUAUAAGAAUAACAAGAUUCAGUGGUUGUGUCUUGUAUGUAAUUUUGAAACAAUAGAAAUACGCUAAGUUGAUUCCUUAAACCAGUGGUGAGCAAACUACAGCAUGUGGAAUGGUUUAAUCUGGCUCGUCAAUGAUUUAUAAAAAUUAUUUAAAAUAACAAUGUCACUCCCAAGUU